AUGGUGAGGAAAAAGCAGUGUGCCGCUCUUGUAAAGCUCUACGAUAGGGAAAUCAUUCGAUGUUUGGAACCGAUUUAUCGAGAACCUGAAAAGGGAGAACAUUUCGAUGAAUUGCUUUCCCGCGGACGAAUAGAAGAGCUAAUAGGAGAGUACGAAGAUACUACAAGUUUCUCAUCCCAGUUGUUCCAUGAACUUCAAGAAAGUCCAAUUUCGAAAGCAGAUGAUGAGAGGCUUUAUAAAAGUGUUAUGUCAUUUCUACAAGCGAAUUUUACUGAUUCGCAUGUUCACAAACUACUAAAAUGUUCCGAUAGGACGAUGAGAAUGUGUCAAUAUGGACUUAUUCUGAACCAUUUGGAUGGUUUUAUCAAUUACAUGGACCCAAAUGAAGUACUGACUUACCUCGAUUCCUAUCCCCAAUACCAGGAUAUAGUUCGAGAACUACGAAGAGAAACAGAGAGAAUAGUGCCAGAAGAACAACAACAAAAUACGGAAUUUUUGAAAAAAUCGAUUCUAAGAAUUGUUCCACUACUCGGCGAGUCGUCUGCAUACGAUGUGAUGUAUGCAAUCUAUGACAAGCCAUCGAAUAAUUUGAAUGAGGAGGCUAGAAAUUUCAUUGAAAAGAUUCUCCGUCUAAGACCAGGAUCGUUUGAUGCAUUCUACAGAGAAGUCAGUGAUGAUCGCAGAAGAUUCAAUGGAAACAUUUUCAUCUGUCCGAUCAAUGAAAUCGCUACAGAAAUGAUUGCACGGAUUCCAGAAGUGAACAGACAUCGUUAUAGAAUGAUCAACAUCCGAUAUGACAAUAUCCAAUCAGAACCACCGGUUCCACGUCUCAUCGUAGAAUCCGUCAGGAACAGAAUCCACUUGCAACGCCAACUAUGCUUGCGAAGAUAUCAGCUGGAACUGUGUCAAGUGGCUCUUCGCGGAGAAAACACCAUUGUAACAGCUCCAACGGGAUCUGGAAAAACUGUCAUUGCUGCGAACAUUAUCAAAAAUCAUUUCGAGACAAGAGAUAGAAAUGGGCAACGAUUCAAGGCAUUGUUCAUGACACCGAAUUCGAUGAUUUUGAAGCAACAGUCGGAUAGCAUAUCUUCAUAUCUGGACCAUUCUUAUCAAGUCCAAAUCGUUCAAGGAGCCGACAAUCUUCCUGUUCGAAACGCGGUUCAGACGAAAGAUCUGAUUGUGGCGACUCCUCAAAUGAUCGUGAAUCUCUGCAAUGAGCAUCGAGAUGUGUUGAAAACUGAAAAUGAAAUAGGAAUAGAGCAAUUCUUUCUCUCAACAUUCACUAUAAUCUUCUUCGAUGAGUGUCACAAUACAAUGAAGAACACACCGUAUGCUAGUGAGUGCUUUCCAACUAUUCCAGUCAUUAUGAUAAAUUUUUCAGAUAUCAUGAGAGAAUAUCACACUCUGAAAAACAUGGGAAAUAUGCCAGACGGUCAUCAUCUGCCUCAAAUCGUUGGCCUUACGGCCUCACUUGGAACUGGUGACGGCAAGAACGUUUUAGGAGUCAAGGAGCAUAUUGCGAAUCUGUGCGCGAUGAUGGAUGUUAAGGAAUUGAGCACAGUUAGAGAGAACACAGAGGAACUUCAGAAUUAUUCGCCCAUCAUUCCUGACCGUGAGAUUUUGAAUAGAAAUGACGAGUUUUUGAGUUUUUAUGAAGAGAAUAUCCCUAUCCAAAAUGUUCAACAAAAUGUACAAAAUUCUCUUUUUGAUGAUCGACCAUAUCGACCGGCGGAAAAUUUCCAAUCAGCUCCGAAUGAUAAGGAACAUCCCGGAUAUUUGAAUUGGGCUUGCAAUCAGAUGAAUCUAGUUUGCACUGCUAAAUUCAACAGAGAUGGAACAAAAAUUAUCAUCAAUGAGGCAUUGGAAGUAUUGAAGGAGUGUUACUGGACUUUAUCCUACAACGUAAAUUUCAAUCCGGAGGUUGCACUGCGAUAUUUGAAAAGUGAGCUCGAGUCGCGAUCAGCAAACUUCACACAUCAUAUGUCGAGAAUAUGGGAAAGUAAGUUUCAAUUUUUGCUCCUUUUACUAUGCAUCGAAAUAUCAGGAUACCACAAUCACCUACUAAACUCUGGGACUGCUGAAAAUCCAAUGAUUGAAAAAGUCGAGCAAUUUAUUGUUGAUCAGAACGAGCAACGAGGAGAUUCACGAUCGAUCAUUUUUGUUCGAACACGUUACGAGGCGACGAUUCUGAACGAGAUACUCAACAAGAGGGAAACACUGGAACGACUGGGAAUCAAGUCAGAAUGGAUUUCUGGAUUGAACAAAUCCACGUCUUCAAGCGCCGAUAUCAGCGCUUCGAAACAAAAACAAAUGGAGAAGUUGCGAAAGUUCGCUACUGGAGAAAUCCGAGUUCUCGUGGCAACUUCGGUUGCAGAAGAAGGUUUGGAUGUUGCCGAGUGUAAUCUGGUCAUCAAAUACAACUAUGCCACUAACGAGAUUGCUCAUGUUCAAAGAAGAGGCCGUGGUCGUGCGAUGAAUUCAACAUGUGUCCUCGUAACGAACAGUAUACCACUUCGAGAUCAGGAAGGAGCGAAUCGAGAUAAAGAGAAUAUGAUGAACCAAGCUCUUUUGAAAAUCACUACAAACCCUGGUGCCUUCCGAGACGCUGUUAUGGCUGAAAUAGGAAAUAUCUGGAAUCGAAUUCAACGAGAGGAUACUGAAAGAGCACGACAAAUUGCCGAGCAAAUCAGUCGAAAUGUAACGUAUCGAAUCGUUUGCAAAAAAUGUGACGUAUUCCUAUGUACGAACAGCGACAUUCGCGCAAGAAAUACUCAGUAUUUGGUUUGUAGACCUGAAUUCUGGACGCUUGUUCAAAAAAUCAAAUUGACGCCUGGAGAAAUUGCGACGAAUAAGUUUCAUUCAACGGGAAUGAUCAAAUGCCUUGGAACCAACUGUGGAGCGAUCCUUGGACGAUUGAUAGAUGUCACUAAUACGGAACUACCUUGUUUGUCUGCAGAAGCGAUUGUUUUGAUCAAUGAGCAUGAAGAUAAAAGAAUUCAGGCCAAAAAGUGGAAGAAGGUAUUUUCCAAUUCAGAGACAAUUCUCUCCGAUCAUUUCACGCCUGUUGAGAUACGACAACUCGAUAUCCAGAAAAUGAGAGAUGCCAAUCAAACGAGAACUCCGCUGAAUUUCGAACUGAAUCUCAACGGAAUUCUGCAGAAUAUUAUUCGAGAAGCAUGA
This is a messenger RNA of Caenorhabditis briggsae, 3180 nucleotides long. It is a transcript of the gene Cbr-drh-1, whose product is annotated as Protein CBR-DRH-1. Gene Ontology annotation, molecular function: ATP binding; nucleic acid binding. The coding region runs from base 1 to 3180 and encodes 1059 amino acids. The transcript has 14 exons. Gene Ontology annotation, cellular component: cytoplasm. The record is from RefSeq and is a predicted model, not a curated record. Lineage: Eukaryota; Metazoa; Nematoda; Chromadorea; Rhabditida; Rhabditidae.